Eucalyptus grandis is the source of this 708-nucleotide messenger RNA. Its product is annotated as putative receptor like protein 25. Bases 1 to 708 code for a protein of 235 amino acids. The record is from RefSeq and is a predicted model, not a curated record. NCBI's taxonomy places the organism in Eukaryota, Viridiplantae, Streptophyta, Magnoliopsida, Myrtales, Myrtaceae. Gene Ontology annotation, molecular function: protein binding. The transcript has a single exon.
AUGACGCAGGAACUUGGACUUGGAAUGGGGUUCUAUGAAGAUUCCAUCAAUGUGAUCAUGAAAGGAAGGGAGAUUCGGCUAGAGAGGAUCUUGACCAUCUUAACAACCAUCGACUUAUCGCUCAACUCUUUUCAAGGGAACAUCCCGAGUGUCAUUGGAAAUCUUCAUUUUCUCAAAGGGCUCAAUCUUUCCUACAACCACCUCAUGGGUUCCAUUCCUUCAACUCUUGGAAAUUUGACUAACCUUGAAUGGCUAGAUUUAUCUUCAAACAAGCUUAGUGGGAGGGUUCCUAGAGAACUGGGAGAUUUGUCAUUUCUUGGGUGUUUAGACCUCUCAAGGAACCAACUCGUAGGCCCCAUACCUCAAGACAAGCAACUAAGCACAUUCACAAGCGAUUCAUUUCGUGGAAACCCAGGCUUAUGUGGAACUCCAUUACAAAUCACUUGUCGCAGUGAUGCUCAGCCUCCUCCAACUUCACAAUCGUUCUUCCAAGAGGAUAGUACAAGAGUGCAUGGUGGUGGUUUUGAUAGGAAAGUGGUUGGCAUAGGUUAUGCAUCUGGAAUCGUCAUUGGAAUAUCCAUAGCAUAUAUUUUAUGUGAAACUGGAAGACCCAAAUGGCUAGUGAGAGAAGUGAGAAGGAUGGAGAGAAGAGCCAAAUUGAUGAAGAAGCCAAAGUGGAAGGCCAUCAAAUUUCAUGGGGCCCGAUGA